Ogataea philodendri is the source of this 435-nucleotide messenger RNA. RefSeq lists its product as uncharacterized. Lineage: Eukaryota; Fungi; Ascomycota; Pichiomycetes; Pichiales; Pichiaceae. The transcript has a single exon. The record is from RefSeq and is a predicted model, not a curated record. The coding region runs from base 1 to 435 and encodes 144 amino acids.
AUGCAAAGCCACAGAUCAUUCUUCAGCUCCUCAAUGAACUUGACGUUCAGGAAACUCAGUUCUGAUGGAGCCCGUCCUGAAAACUCGUCUGCUUUCUCGGACAUCGACAUCUCACUGGAUUCUUUUGAUGUUCCUAACUCGCCGUACUUUCCAAGGUUGUUCACAAAGUUAAACAACAGUUUUAAGUUCCAUAAGUCGUUUAUGGUCUGUGGAUUUGUGGCAAGUCGUUCCACCUCCAGUUUGAAGUCAAUAAUCGUAGAUUGUGCUCGCUGCUCCUUAUUGUUACUUCCCAAUAAGUCCGAUCUCUCAAAAGAGGACAGCUUCUUGAAAAUUGAUAAACUUUCAAGCUCCUUGAUACAUCCUUGUUCCUGCUCUUCAUCUUCUUCUGUGUCUAACUGUCGCACAAUUUCUGUAAAAGGUAGUCGCAAAUCUUGA